CAUGGAGAAGGAGAGAACUCGGGAGGAUUGAUUGACAAUGGGGGAAAGGGUGGAUGUUUUGGGGAAAACAUUUGUGGACUACUACUACCACCUCUUUGACAAUGAUCGAGCUUCCCUCUCCACUCUCUAUCAACCAACUUCGUUUAUGACAUUUGAAGGGCAGAAGAUCGAAGGGGUUGAUGGGAUCUCUUCCAAACUCAAUCAGUUGCCAUUCACCCAGUGCAAACAUGUCAUCAGCAGCAUUGAUUCACACCCUUCAAUCAGCACUGGUGGCAUUUUGGUCGUUGUCAGUGGCAGCCUCCAGUUGCCAGAAGAGGAUCAUACGCUCAGAUUCAGUCAGAUGUUUCAGUUGCUCCCAACACCACAAGGAACCCUUUAUGUCCAGAAUGACAUAUUUCGCCUCAACUACGGUUAAUCUGUUCAUUCCUUCAUUUAGUGUUGUUGAGCCUUUAUUGUUGGUUCUUGAAUGAAUAAUAUCAAUCUGGAUUGCUUCAUUGUAACUUUUAUAAAGCUUUACUUUUUACCAUUGUGGAUCUUACCUAGUUACCUACCUUGUCCGGGUGUCAUGUAAAUAUGUAAUGUCUCUCUGCAAUGUUGGCUAUUGGGCCGAACUGCAAUGUGGCUAAUCUGAUUGGACUGGACCACGGUUGAAUGGUAACAUACAUAAGUGGACCAUUAUGGUC
This is a messenger RNA of Tripterygium wilfordii, 683 nucleotides long. RefSeq names its product nuclear transport factor 2B. Gene Ontology annotation, biological process: nucleocytoplasmic transport. Gene Ontology annotation, cellular component: nuclear pore central transport channel. The coding region runs from base 38 to 415 and encodes 125 amino acids. The transcript has 2 exons. NCBI's taxonomy places the organism in Eukaryota, Viridiplantae, Streptophyta, Magnoliopsida, Celastrales, Celastraceae. The record is from RefSeq and is a predicted model, not a curated record.